AUGAGUACAGAAUUUAGCGAGAAUGGAAAGUCUGAUUCUUCUGAUUCAAGCAAGAAUGGGCCGCUAGAAAUUGACAAGUUGGAAGCGCGGGAACUGGCGAAACACCGUCUACGUCAAUUGACAGAGAGUAAUGAUGAAUAUCGUUCUCUUUACGACUGUUUUUUGCAAUGGCAUUAUCUUAUUGUUUCUGUUUGUGGUGUUGUGGCUCUUUUUGGGAUUACUAUUGCAAUUUUGAAGCUUAUGGAGAAGGAAAUUUUGUUAGACGUAUUUAGAUUGUUACAAUCUUCUUUUGCUUCUAUCAUUUCUGGGGGUAGUAUUAUUGCGCUUGGAAGUAGUUAUUUUUUUUUUGAUAAUGAUAAAGAUGAAUCCAAAAAUGAACCCAAAGAUGAGGUCAUUCAACUUUGUAUGAAAGGAGAUUUGGGAGAAAAACUAGAAACGACAACUAUGACAUUGCGAGAGAAAAGGAAUGAUCUGGAACAAGCGAUGUCAUGGCAAUCUAUAUGGGCUAUACAUGCUUCUAUUGUUGUUCUUCUUCUUGUUGGGAUAGAUUAUUUUGGGCUACUACCUGACAUUAAAUAUCUUGAUGUUGGGCUAGAUUUUCUUCUUAGUUUGACCGGGAUUUAUUAUUUGUUCUGUCUUCUGGAAAGCGAUGAGACUCGGAUAUGGACGAUUAUUUUUUAUUUUUUUAGACCCUAUGCCUCUAAGGAUAGGAAUUGGAUAAAGGAGGUUUAUUUGUCGCGAGACGAGAAAGUUGAAAUUGCGUAUCUUCUUCGUGGUUUAGAUCCGGAUAUAUCUCUUUUAAAAGUUAAAAAAUUUAAUGAAGAGUUAAACGAGAAUACACCGCUCCAAUACAAUAAAAAGUCAGUCGACGAUAAAUCUAAAUCUUUUAUCGAGUCAGUUAAUGAUAUCGAAUUCAAUGCAAAUCAACAAAUUUUUGAAGAAUAUUACAACCUUGGAGAAGCGCUUGAAAAAUGCUUAAGAGGCAAUGUCUCUCCUGGAUAUUCUCAAAGACCUGAGUACAAAGAGAUUAUAGAAAAAUUUUCAUUUAUCAAGUCCGACGUAGAAAAAAUUCUUAACCAUUAUAUUGAUUUCUACAACAGCGGAAGUGGACUUACGCUUAAAAAGUUUUUUGCUAAGUAUCCUAAACAAAAGCAUAAAAAUCUGUCUGAUGAAGAGAUUUACGUUGCUCACAAUGCUCUCAAAGUCUACUGCAUUUUCAAUAAGAUUGACAAAGGUAAAAUCGAGAAGUUCAAAAAAUUCCCCGCCCACUCUAUUGGGAAAUUCACCAGAAAUGAGAUUUUUGAAAUUAUAGUUGAAGUUGAAAAAAAAAAAAAAUAACGAGUAAACGUUGAACUUUGAGUGGAGCUUAAAGUAAUUGCUAAGCUUAACAAAAGAACCUUUUUACAAUUAGGUAACUACUACUUCGUCAAUUGUCAUGCAAUUGUCGAUCAUUUUCUGACUUGUUAAUAAUAAUUUGAUAUUGUAACCUCGGAAAUUAAUAUCAAAUCUAAUAAAUCUAAUAAAUAAAAAUCAAGUUUGUAAUCUAUGUAAGCAGGUUUAAAAUUGAAAUCCGUAUACACUGUAGUAACA
Messenger RNA from Rhizophagus irregularis DAOM 181602=DAOM 197198, 1590 nucleotides. Lineage: Eukaryota; Fungi; Glomeromycota; Glomeromycetes; Glomerales; Glomeraceae. The record is from RefSeq and is a predicted model, not a curated record.